AUGGCAAACGGCGAAGGUGAUGAUGUGAAUAAUGAUCCGAAGACUCCAACUUCGUCCCCCAUCACUGCUGCUCUUUCUGAUGUGUCCUUUCCUGCUCCACGCCAUCCAGCCUUCUCACUCAACAACAUCAAGAAUCACGUGUACGAGAUUCUUGAUUUUUCCAACUACUUAAUUUGGCGAGAACUUUUCAUUCCGGUUCUUAAAGGGCAUCAAGUUUUUGGCUUUGUUGAUGGUACAACUCCUUGUCCUCCUCUUGGUGAUCCUGACUAUUCUCAAUGGGUUCAGAUUGAUUCUCUCGUCCUCUCUUGGAUUCAAGACACUCUCUCCCGUGAGAUUCUGCGUAAUAUUAUCACUCCGGGUACUUCUCUUACUGCUCAAUCUGCUUGGCAAAAUAUUGAAAAGAUUCUUCGUGAUCAUGUUGAGUCUAGAAUUGUUCAUCUUCAUCAGGAAUUUUAUCAUUGUGAAAAGGGUGAUCUCUCUAUGUCUGCUUUCUUAGAUCGCCUGAAAGAAUUGUAUGAUUGUUUGGUCUCUACUGGUGAUUCUAUAACCUAUCGUGAUGUUGUCAUGCAAGUUGUUAUGGGAUUGGGUCCUGAGUAUAAUGCAGCCACUUCACAAAUUUCCGCUCAAAAGCCACUGCCGACUUUUGAUGAGUGUCGAUCGUGGCUUCUGCUUGAGGAAGCCAAAUUGGUGAAACAACAUCAGAGAGCCACGUUGGGUUCGGCUUCUUCCCAAGUCCUUGUUGCGCAGGUGGUUUCUUCGCCGAAUGUUGCAUCUAUUCCUUCUCAUGCUGCCUAUGCCGCAACUCCUUUCCAGUCUUCUUCGUCAUCUGGAGGACGACGUGGAGGUGGUCAUCGUGGAGGAGGCCAUCGUGGAGGUGGUCGUGCAGGAUGGCAGCAACCGGGCUUUCGUCCGAAUCCUCCUGCUUCUUCGAUUCUUGGUGCACCUCCCCCUUAUGGGAGUCCCGCGCCUGCACUUCCUCAAUUCCCGCAUUCUGUCCAAUGCUACAACUGCCGAG
Molecule: messenger RNA, 1015 nt
Organism: Oldenlandia corymbosa var. corymbosa
Lineage: Eukaryota; Viridiplantae; Streptophyta; Magnoliopsida; Gentianales; Rubiaceae
Source: the annotation of a GenBank genome assembly